Molecule: messenger RNA, 6014 nt
Organism: Sphaerodactylus townsendi
Lineage: Eukaryota; Metazoa; Chordata; Lepidosauria; Squamata; Sphaerodactylidae
Gene: MCM9
Product: minichromosome maintenance 9 homologous recombination repair factor
Exons: 13
Coding region: 152-3616 (1154 amino acids)
Biological process (GO): double-strand break repair via homologous recombination
Cellular component (GO): nucleus; MCM complex
Molecular function (GO): single-stranded DNA binding; ATP binding; single-stranded DNA helicase activity
Source: RefSeq, a predicted model, not a curated record
CCCAGCUUUCCUCCUUCCAGUCGAGAAGGGGAGGGGAGGGGAGGAGGGGAGGAGUCCGCCGCGGCUGGCUCCUCCUCCAGGAUCCGUCCCUCCCGCCGUCUUCUCUGUGCCACCCGACUGGCUCUUAGUUUGGUGCCGCUCCAGACUCAUAAUGCUUCUGAAUACUGAACAAGUAAAUCUAACUGGACAAGUCUUUGAGUCAUAUAUUUUGGAACACCACAAAAAUGGCCUCUUGCAGAUUUUAAGAGAAAAAGACGAUGAUGCUCAUUACUCAAUUAUUAUUGAUGCUCUGACACUUUUUGAGACCAACAUGGAAAUUGGUGAAUAUUUCAAUGCGUUUCCUAAUGAAGUACUCCCCAUCUUUGAUAAUGCAUUGCGGAGGACAGCUUUGUCAGUUUUUCAGUCUUUUCCUCAAGGUCAGGAUGUCAGCAUUAAGCAGAAUCUUCAUGCCAGAAUCUCAGGUUUGCCGGUUUGCCCAGAGCUAACAAGAGAAAACAUCCCAAAGACCAAAGAUGUGGGACACUUCCUAUCGAUCACUGGGACUGUUAUUCGUACCAGCCUCGUGAAGGUCCUGGAGUUUGAACGAGACUACAUGUGCAACAAAUGCAAACAUGUGUUUGUAGUCAAGGCUGACUUUGAACAGUACUAUACUUUCUGCCGUCCAUCAACCUGCCCUAGUGAAGAAGGCUGCAAUUCAUCCAAAUUCACUUCUCUCUCAGGAAUAUCAUGCGCUGCCAACAGUUGCAGAGACUAUCAAGAAAUCAAGAUUCAGGAGCAGGUUCAAAGGCUAGCAGUAGGCAGUAUCCCUCGUUCUAUGAUGGUCGUUCUUGAAGAUGACUUAGUUGACAGUUGUAAAUCUGGUGAUGACAUAACAGUUUAUGGAAUAGUAAUGCAGAGGUGGAAACCUUUUCACCAAGAUGCACGAUGUGAUGUAGAAAUUGUCUUGAAGGCCAAUUAUAUUCAAGUGAACAAUGAGCAACUGACAGGACUUAUUAUUGAUGAGGAGAUUCGCAAAGAAUUUGAAGACUUUUGGGGGAAACAUAGAAGUGAUCCCUUAGCAGGAAGAAAUGAAAUUUUAGCAAGCUUGUGCCCUCAGGUUUUUGGGUUGUAUCUUGUGAAGUUGGCUGUAGCCAUGGUGCUUGCAGGAGGUGUUCAGAGAAAAGAUGCUGCAGGCACUCGAGUUAGAGGUGAAUCUCAUCUUUUAUUGGUUGGAGACCCUGGGACAGGAAAAUCUCAGUUUCUGAAAUAUGCAGUAAAGAUUACCCCACGAUCUGUACUUACAGCAGGAAUUGGAUCCACAAGUGCAGGUUUGACAGUAACUGCUGUGAAGGACUCUGGAGAAUGGAAUUUGGAAGCAGGGGCACUGGUGCUGGCUGAUGGAGGCCUUUGUUGUAUUGAUGAAUUUAACAGCAUCAAGGAACAAGACAGAACCAGCAUUCAUGAGGCAAUGGAACAACAAACUAUCAGUGUCGCCAAGGCAGGCAUAGUGUGCAAAUUGAACACAAGGACCACUAUACUGGCAGCAACCAAUCCAAAAGGCCAGUAUGACCCUAACGAAUCUGUUUCUGUGAACAUCGCGCUUGGCAGUCCUCUGCUUAGUAGGUUUGACCUCGUUUUGGUAUUGCUGGAUACAAGAAAUGAAGAAUGGGAUCGCAUAAUUUCUUCUUUCAUACUGGAAAAUAAAGGUUGCCCAAGGGUUUCUGAAAAGCUGUGGACAAUGGAAAAAAUGAAAACGUAUUUCUGUCUUAUAAAGAACUUACAGCCAGUGUUGACUGACAAAAGCAACCUAAUUCUUGUCCGCUAUUACCAAAUGCAGCGGCAAAGUGAUUGUAGAAAUGCUGCCCGAACUACCAUCCGCUUAUUGGAAAGUUUGAUACGAUUAGCUGAAGCACAUGCCCGAUUGAUGUUUAGGGAUAUUGUGACUGUGGAAGAUGCAGUAACUGUGGUUUCAGUGAUGGAGUCGUCUAUGCAAGGGGGUGCACUUCUUGGAGGCGUGAAUGCACUGCACACUUCAUUUCCUGGAAACCCGGUAGAACAAUAUCGAAUGCAGUGUGCACUGAUCUUGGAGAAGCUGGAACUGCAAGACAUUCUGCACGAUGAACUCCAAAGACUUGACAGAUUGCAGCAUGAAAAUUCAUGCCAUUUUCAUCAGUCCCAGGAGGCAAAGAACAAUGGUCCUGAGGCAUCUUUUAACAAUAACACACUUGAAAAACCAGAAGAAACGUCUCAGCAGCAAUAUUCAGAUGGAAUGGACGAUACUGAAGUCCACCCUCACUCAGCCAAAAGAGACCCUAAAGAUGCUGAGCACCCAGGAGGAUUCUUAAGUAACCAAACAUCCUAUGUAUCAUCACAACAGAAAAAAAUUAGUGAGAAUGCCAGGGAUGGUGGCUUACGCUGGUUUGACAGUAUAGUGGGUGGCAGUGCUGAAACUGAGAAGAGCAUUUGUGAGCCUCCAUUUGCCAGAACUUCUCAAGAUAGUUUGACUUUGAAAGCAGCGAAGACUGAACCCCAUUCUAAAGAUAAAAAUUAUUUAAUAGAAACUAAGCACCCUGAGAUAGGAGAAUCACUGACAACCAAAGCUCCAGGGGAUACGUGCAGACAGGUAAUUGUUUCUGGCCAGGUGGGGGGAAAUGAAGAAAAGCCUUUAAGUUUCUCUGCAGAAACAAACGACAAAAGCCCUGGUGCAGCAUUUCCAACACUACCUGAUCCGGUGAUUACUCAAACAGCAUCUAAGAAGUGGCAGCAGUUGAACGUUGAAAAGGCUCGUGGAUUUUGUGCAAGUACACCAGAUCCUAAGACUGGAAGUGGUCUUGCUCCAUUUUCUCCCCAUUCAACAGUUGUUUCACAAUUACCUACGAAGGAUAUGAGUGUUUUUCCAUUGUACAAUAUGUCGACAAAUCAGAGCUUGGUGACUUCAAUCAAGAAACGAAGUAGGGAUCACCUAAAUGAAGGAGGCAUGACAGGAGGUUUUGGUGAGCCUGAAAUCCAAGAGAAAUCUGGGCAAAAAGUUGCUAAACUAGCCAAGUUUUUAUUUAGACCAAAGUCAAAGCUUGUUAGCUGUUCUGAAAAUGAGAAUGAGGCCAGAUUGCUGGGCACAGUUUGCAGCCCUCAAAGUAUUGUUAGAAAUGUAUCAGAGAGAGAACAGGCCAGGGAGGAAGGUUCUAACACAUACCAGAAAGAAUGCAGUAUUCUCAAUGGCAAUAUGAGCAUGAAGAAAAGCCCCUGUAAUAAAAACAGAGAAAAGCAGCAGCAAAGGAAAGCGUUAUCUCCCCCUUCUACGAAAGCAAAAGGAUUGGGAGAAGAAACAGUGGAAGGACUCAACACAAAGAAAGUGUGCUCCAGUACACUGGCAAAAUUAGCCCUGUUUUCCUUCAAACCAGCUGAUGAAUCCAAACCAGAGAAUGCACCUUCCUUAACUAUCACCAGCAGUGACAUGGAAAUGGAGAGGCUUCCAUUGAAGAACCACACUGAAAGUGCAGGUCACUCGAGGAAAUGCUUUGAGGUGGGAGAAGUCAGCAAAGUUACAGGGAAAUCUUUGUUUUCACUACUAGAUUUUGAUGACACAGCUCUAGAGUUUGAUUGGGAUGAAAAAAUUAAGAAAACUCCCAAACCUUAAAAACAUCAGCUACCUCUUUAAUUUUUUAAGUAAUUUUGUUAUCAAUUUAAUUUUUGUGUUUGGCAGGAGGCCAUAAAUACGAUAAAAUCUAACCUCACAUAAAAUAAUAGGAUAAAGACUAAGCACUAUACAAAAAUCUAACUCACUACACAAAAAUUUAACUGCUAGAGUUAAAAAGUGUACAUCUAAAUCUAGCAGACCUAGCAUGGAGUCAUUGAGUCCAGUACAACAGCAGCUGACUUGCAGAAAACAACACUCCACAGCUUAAACCUCCACAGCAUUCCUACUCUUUUGCAGUUUUUGUCUAGUUGAGCAUAACUAUUUGAAUUAUGUAAUAACUCCGUUUUAAGCCUAAUUCCAUCUUCAGCUAUCAUUUGAAGAAUAAUGUGAUGAUGCAGCAGAGUUUUUCUAAUUUUGUUCUUCUAGCAGUUCACAUGCGUGAUUUCAUGUUGGUAGCAUUACCUGGAAGGGUUAGGUCCACUUACUUAAGUCCUUCUGUGAAAUAAAUUAAACAAAAUCACGCUUGAAAAAAUGCUUCUCUGAGCUGUUUCUCUGUCUUUUACAAAUGUCAUCCUCAGAUUACCAGUUGCAGAUAUGAUUACCUUGCAAAAAGUUGCUUUAAAUCUGGGGGGGGGGGGGGUUCAAAUUGUAUUAAUAAACAUUUUCUCAUUUCUGAUUUUGCAGCUUUCCAUGCAGAGAAUAUGAGAGUAAAAUCUAGUAAAGCAGAAUAAACUAAAGCUUCUUAGUUCCACAGAACUUUAUUUCUUUUUGUUAUAUAUUCCCCUCCCCAUAAAAUCCUUUCACUGUUGCACUAGGUAAAGAGAAUGGAUGGUUUUCAUACAUAUUCAUUCAAGAAGGUACUUGCAGUUUCCAGUGGAAUUAGAGGGCUUAUUCCUGUUUGGGCUUUAUAACUAUUGCAAGUAUGUCUUACUAUUGUACUUCAGUUUUAAAAAGCACUCUCCAUUUCUUUCCUCUGGUAAAACUAGCAUGUUCCUUCAUGGUUUUGAUCCAAGUAUUUAAUGUUAAUAUAGUUUCAUAUUUCUGUGUAUGAGAGGGGGGGGAACUAAGUAUUCCACAGAUGUCUUGAAGGAAAGAAAGUUAUUCUUGUCUGUUAAUACAUAGAUGAUCAUUGCCCAAAUAAUAUGUAAGUAGGGAUAUGAAACACUGUGUGCACUUAGGCUGUGAUCUUGCUCAGUAGCUGGAACAUCAGCUGCCUGCCUGGCACUUCUCCAUUGCUGAAUCGCCUCCUAACGGGCCUGAAGUCUCUGUUGCUCUCACCAGGUAGGGAUAGAUCCUGGGGGACUAAUUGUCCAGUACCUGGCCCUACAAGGCAAGGAAUGGCUGCCCUGACUUCUGGCAUGUUGGUAGCAUUAACUGGAGGAGUAGGUCCUUCAACUGAGGCCUUCUGUGUCUGGAAGCUGUUGGUGUCUGGAGGGGUCCAGUGGUAUCAGGUGCCUCCUUAGCUUCCUUGUCUUCCCUUAGAGUGGUCCCUGGCUCCUCCUGAACAUCAUCUGAAGAAUCUGUUUCUUGAUAGCAGCAGAGAUGUUGACAUGGAUGUUUGCCUAGUCCAGUGCCUCAGCAUAGAGCAAAGCUAGAUAAUAGCUGGCCUGGUGGCCCUCUCACCCUUCCUAGCACCAGAGAGGUACAAGCAGAGAUUGUAUGCCAGACAGAGAUAGGCAUCUUGGAACUGCAUCCGACUUUCUAACCUAAAAGCUCACUAGUUUUUUGUAACUACAUUCUGAGAUAGAAGUAUGGCACUUCCCUCGCCUACAGAUAAAACCUAAUUUUUUCCCCAAAAAAUUAAGCUAAUCCCGAAUCUUUCUGUAUACUUUUUUAGGCCUCAUGACAGCAAGCCAUUUCCACACAGUAUGUAUUGCAACAAUGGUAGUUGUACUUACUGCAUAAAUACAGUUCCCAACCGUUGGUCAGGGUCACCUGUUUAUAACCAGUAUGGGAGGAAGAGUGGCAAUCGAGCAUGGACUGUGAUGGAAACUACAAGGCUGCAGUCCACGCCUGAAAAGACUUUGCCCCCUGAACCAAACUUCACCAAACCUGGGUGGUAUCAUCAGAAGAGUCUCCCAAAAAAUCCCUGAAAUUUUGGUGCUGCUCACCUAAAAGCUGUGUUCCCUACAGGCCAAAAACUAAAAAAAACCUAAAAAUACAAAAAAACACAAAUGGUGGGCGGAGCUUCGGACAUGUAAUGAGGGGGUUGAACCUGGGAACCCCCCACUUACCUAUGUCCUUGCCUCCUGCCCUGUGAUUGUUUUCUUUGGUUCCCAGUAGUGCCACUGCUAAGGACUUCAAUCCAAUGCAGAUACAUUAAACCAGGAGAAAAUUUUACCAGUUGGCAGUUGUGUGUGUAUUUUUUAAAUUCGCCCGCAAUAAACUUCCUGAAUUA